This is a messenger RNA of Drosophila innubila, 1338 nucleotides long. RefSeq lists its product as uncharacterized. Lineage: Eukaryota; Metazoa; Arthropoda; Insecta; Diptera; Drosophilidae. Gene Ontology annotation, biological process: ubiquitin-dependent protein catabolic process. The record is from RefSeq and is a predicted model, not a curated record. The coding region runs from base 273 to 1316 and encodes 347 amino acids. The transcript has a single exon.
GUUAUUGUCCCCAAAUGAUUUGAAAUAAUCUACUUAGGUAGGAUUCGUUCCUAGUAGAAGUAGGCUUUGUAUCCGUACACAAAUUUACACACAAACACUGAGACAUGAACAAGAAGAUACAUAGAUAGAGAGAGAGAGAAAAAAACACACACCAUUAUAUUCUAGGUAAUAUAGAAUCACAAAUACGGUAAACAGUAAACACACACAAUAAAUCAUAUUUGAAAUACUCCAUUUUUUUUUCAAUCCAAUCCAAUUCAAUUGCAAUUUGAGGAAUGUUGGCGUUAAUAACGCAAACAAAGGUGCAACGUCCAUGGAUACAAUUAGGAACAGGAACCGUGAUCCAUAUUCCUCUCAAAAGUAUCGAAGAGUCGCAAACUUCGAUACAGCUAAAACCAGCUGUUGAGGGUCGAAAGCGAAAGAGCUCGAAGAUACCAAGAAUGAUAAGGACAAGGUACAGAGAGCAGACCGAGGAGGAACAUAAGUUGUCCGACAGUCAGGCGGCGGUUACACAAACUUGCCACAACCAGGCAGCUCCAGUUGCAGCAUCACCUGUAGUACGUAGCACACGAACCUCACGUUGUCGCAUCAAAUUGGCACAUCCGGAAUGGCCGCCCGUCAAUCGCAGUCCGAGUCCCAGUCCCGUGAGCCGCAAACGUGAGAUAUCUGAGCCGCAGCGUGUUGCAGUCUCCCACGGUAAGCGCAAGUGCCUCAUCGAACCGCUGUUGCAACUAUCGCCAUCGGUAAUCGAGGUUAGCGAUCCACUCAAGAAUUUCGGUGGUCGCAAGCAACUAUUGCGACUUCUAUGCUGUGAUCACAAGCUAAUCAAUGUGCCCUGUCAGCUGAUCAAUCGAUAUUCUUCCCUUAUGUGCGAGCGACAAAAGGAUCCAAAUUUUUACCCAAGUCGUCCCAUUCAAUUGGAUUCGGUUAGCUCGACGACUUUACUGCGUUUGGUGCAAUGGAUGCAACAGCAUUGUCACGAUGAUCUGGGGCAAUUGCAGAAGAUGUCACCUUCACUGGAGAAUGCCAAGAGCUCCAUGUGCACUUGGGAUGAGAGGUUUUUUGGAUUUGAUCUGGAGAAGGUAUUGCAGCUGCUGUUGGCUGCCAAUUUCUUGGGCAUCAAUCCAUUGAUGGAGCACACAAUGAUCUAUUUCGUAGAGCUUAUUGAGCAGCGCAACAAUGUGAAACGUGUCCCUUUGCAACACGAAAGCCAAACGCAGACCGACCUUCAACAAUGGUAUUCAAGUGGCAUACACAAUGCUGAAGCGCAAGUUUCAUCCCAAAUGCCACAAUUUGUCGCAACUGCACAUUUGUGUUGAAGUAAAAAAAAAGAAGAUAAAC